AUGCUUGAAAUAUGCUUGAAAUUUGUUUGCAAGGGCCUUGAAUCCGAGACAUCCACACUGGAGCAAGAAGCAUAUCCAGCUUUAGAUAAAUUAUCCAUCAGUGUCAGCAUGCUUAACCUCCGGCGAGUCAGACUUAUAAAGGGUCGUCUGGCAGCUUUGUUUGGCCGUGUCCAAAAGAUCCGAGAUGAACUUGAACAUUUGUUGAAUGAUGAUAUAGACAUGGCUGAAAUGUACCUAACUGACAAGAUUGUUAAUCAACAACUUGAAGAACUGGAACCACAUGAUGAAACUGAGAAUGAUGCAAAUAUAAUAGAUGAUGACAGUGACGGAGACACGAGAAACAACAAAAUCAGCUCGGCGAUUCUGACGACUCAAAAGCCAAGGCUUGAAGAGUUGGAGAUGUUAUUAGAAGCAUAUUAUGUCCAAAUUGAGGGAACAUUAAGCAGAUUAUCAACUCUCAAGUUUAGAUUGGACAAACAAGCUUUGAGGCAAGCCCUAUGA
This is a messenger RNA of Ilex paraguariensis (yerba mate), 501 nucleotides long. The record is from the annotation of a GenBank genome assembly. NCBI's taxonomy places the organism in Eukaryota, Viridiplantae, Streptophyta, Magnoliopsida, Aquifoliales, Aquifoliaceae.